GGGGCGUGGCCUCGCGCAGCCCCGCCCCCCUCGCCGGCGCCGGGGCAGGCUGGCGGCUGGCAGCGGUGGCGCCGACAUGGCUGCGCUGGUGGAGCCGCUGGGGCUGGAGCGGGACGUGUCCCGGGCAGUGGAGCUCCUCGAGCGGCUCCAGCGUAGCGGAGAGCUGCCCCCGCAGAAGCUGCAGGCCCUCCAGAGAGUCCUGCAGAGCCGCUUCUGCUCCGCUAUCCGAGAGGUAUAUGAGCAGCUCUAUGACACGCUGGACCUCACCGGCAGCGCCGAGAUCAGGGCCCAUGCCACAGCCAAGGCCACAGUGGCUGCCUUCACAGCCAGCGAGGGCCACGCACAUCCCCGGGUAGUGGAGCUGCCCAAGACGGAUGAGGGCCUGGGCUUCAACAUCAUGGGUGGCAAAGAGCAGAACUCGCCCAUCUACAUCUCCCGGGUCAUCCCGGGGGGCGUGGCUGACCGCCAUGGAGGCCUCAAGCGUGGGGACCAACUGUUGUCCGUCAAUGGUGUGAGUGUUGAGGGUGAGCAGCACGAGAAGGCAGUGGAGCUGCUGAAGGCGGCCCAGGGCUCGGUGAAGCUGGUGGUGCGUUACACACCUCGAGUGCUGGAAGAAAUGGAGGCCCGGUUUGAGAAGAUGCGCUCUGCCCGCCGGCGCCAGCAGCAUCAGAGCUACUCGUCCUUGGAAUCUCGAGGCUGAAACCACAGAUCUGGACGCUCACGAGCACCCUGUCCCUGUACAGUAUUUAUUGUCCCUGGCACCUUAUUUAAAGAUCUUUGACCCUCA
Messenger RNA from Callithrix jacchus (white-tufted-ear marmoset), 787 nucleotides. It is a transcript of the gene LIN7B, whose product is annotated as lin-7 cell polarity scaffold B. The record is from RefSeq and is a predicted model, not a curated record. Gene Ontology annotation, molecular function: protein binding. NCBI's taxonomy places the organism in Eukaryota, Metazoa, Chordata, Mammalia, Primates, Cebidae.